Molecule: messenger RNA, 1644 nt
Organism: Betta splendens (Siamese fighting fish)
Lineage: Eukaryota; Metazoa; Chordata; Actinopteri; Anabantiformes; Osphronemidae
Gene: lypla1
Product: lysophospholipase 1
Exons: 9
Coding region: 271-969 (232 amino acids)
Biological process (GO): protein depalmitoylation
Cellular component (GO): cytoplasm
Molecular function (GO): palmitoyl-(protein) hydrolase activity; carboxylic ester hydrolase activity
Source: RefSeq, a predicted model, not a curated record
GGGCGGGUCUACCGACCGUGUUAGUGCGGCUGGGGAGUAGCAUGCUAGCGGUUUAAUGCGACUCUGCGGUGGAUUAUUUUUCAUUUAAUUCAGCCUGCGAAGACGAAUUCGCGUCUGUCAGAGCUCAUACGAGGCAGAGGCACUUUGACCUUUAUCUUCGGUCGACAUUUGUCGUACUGCACCGCCGGAGUUAGCCCAAGAUCAACACAGGCUGACAUAUUAGCUAGCAGGUGCUAACUUCUCCGUGUGUAUUAGCUGCCUCAGCGCUGUAUGUGCGGCAACAACAUGUCAGCGCCUUUACCUGCCAUUGUGCCUGCCGCCAGGAAAGCCACCGCGGCGGUAAUAUUUCUGCAUGGCCUUGGUGACACGGGAUAUGGCUGGGCUGAAGCUUUCACUGGCAUCAGGAUACCACAUGUGAAAUACAUCUGUCCACAUGCUCCCACUCAGCCUGUUUCUUUGAACAUGAGGAUGUCCAUGCCUUCUUGGUUUGACAUCUAUGGGUUGAGCCCAGAUGCAGAUGAAGAUGAGAGUGGAAUUAAAAGAGCAUCAGAGAACAUUAAAGCUUUAAUAGAGCAGGAAGUGAAGAAUGGGAUACCAUCACAUAGAAUUAUCCUGGGUGGAUUUUCACAGGGUGGAGCGCUGUCUCUCUACACCGCUCUGACAACUCAGCAGAAGCUUGCUGGAGUGGUUGCUCUAAGCUGCUGGCUUCCUCUCCGCAACUCCUUCCCUCAGGCGUCUGCUAACAGUGCUAACAAGGACAUGCAUGUCCUACAGUGCCACGGGGAUGCUGACCCCCUGGUCCCCUUUAUAUUUGGCAGCCAGACAGCAGAGAAGAUGAAAAGCCUCAUCAAUCCCACCAACAUCACCUUCAAGUCAUAUCGAGGUCUACCACACAGCGCUUGUCCAGAGGAAAUGGUGGACGUCAAACGAUUCAUAGAGAAGCAGCUUCCUGCCAUCAGUGAUGAAUAAGCACUGGAGUAUCUGCACAAACGCCAUCAGAGUCCUUUACGAUCGACUCCAGUGAGAUUCGGUGGACUCAAAGAACCUCUGACUUACUUGAUAACAAAACCACGCUGCUACUCAUAGAGCCAGACAGAACUGGGGCUGCUACGCAUUAGCCUGGGAGAGGCAUGACUGAAACGAUGCUGCAUCCUGACCUGGAGCCACACGGUCGUCAGUGUUACAUUAGAGUAACAUUAGUUGCUUGAUUGUAAAAGCUAUUUGCCAUUAAGACAAGCCAUUACCUGCAGGAAGCAUACGUACUGGAAUAAUUAGGGCUAUAAUUUAUGAUUUAAUACUUAAUAUCUCACAAUAAAUGGCCUAUUGUUCAGUGUUUUAACUAAUGUUGUUCAUCUUCGUGCUGAUAUGAGUUUGUUAUUUAUGAGCUGUUUUCAGUUUGUUGUUGAAGAUGACAACCACUUAAAUACAUCAACAACAGUGAUUUGUAACAAGAUGAGGGUUUGUCAGGAUCUUAUACUGUAGAUAAUGCAAAGGAAAUAAUAUAAAUAUUACAUAAUACAAAAUGUUGUGAAUGUUUACGACACACACCAGCAAAAACAACAUACGAUUGUGCUUUAUUUGUGAGAAGUCAAAGAACUAUUUCACACAAAUUCCUUUUUAAAUACAUAAAUAUAUCAGUGGUCA